CAAACACACUCUCUUUUCUCUCCAAUCUGAGCAAGAUUGACAGCGCUCUGAAUAAAUGAGGAUGGGGAGGAGGGGCUAUUAAGGGUGGCCAGUCAUAUUUUAUAUACCUGGCCAGAUAAAUAAUUAUCUUCAAGUGAUUAUCACUGAAGUGAAAGAAGAGAGCCAACAGAGACACAACUAGAGGCCAACACACGGUCAGUUACCAUUGUGAGAGACAGAGAAAGAGAGGUCGAGGUAGUACACUUCUUGUUGAGACUUUUCACUCAUAACUCACAGGACCCAGCAUCCUAGCUGAGUCCAGACUGGAGCCAUGUCUCCAGAGAAGGAAAGCAAUGGUCUCGAAAACGACACAUUUGCUAUUCAUGGGAAUUUCUGUGAGCUGGAGAAUGAUGGAGAGGGCUCCGACCUCUCUGAGGAGGAUGACAAGAACAAGCUGUCCUACUGUGUCACAGACGUCCCAGCCUGGUACCUAUGCAUAAUCCUGGGCAUCCAGCAUUUACUGACAGCGUUUGGGGGGAUAAUCGCCAUCCCUCUGAUCCUGUCUCAGGGUCUGUGUCUGCAGCACGAUGGCCUGACCCAGGGUCACCUCAUCAGCACCAUCUUCUUUGUGUCAGGCAUGUGCACCCUGCUGCAGGUCACCUUCGGAAUCAGACUGCCCAUUGUUCAGGGGGGUACCUUUGCCUUUCUAGCCCCCUCCAUGGCUAUGCUGUCAAUGCCAGAGUGGACAUGCCCUGCCUGGACCCAGAACGCUUCCUUGGUCAACACCACCUCUCCUGAGUACAUAGAUGUGUGGCAGAGCCGCAUGCGAGAGCUGCAGGGCUCCAUCAUGGUGGGCUCUUUGUUCCAGGUGCUGGUGGGUUUCUCUGGCCUCAUCGGUUUCUUCAUGCGUUUUAUUGGCCCCCUCACCAUCGCACCCACCAUCUCUCUGAUUGGCCUGUCCCUGUAUGACUCGGCUGGAAUGAGCGCAGGGAACCACUGGGGCAUCUCCACUAUGACGACUGCUCUGAUCAUCCUGUUCUCCCAGUACCUCCGACACAUCCCUGUACCAUUCCCCACAUACAACAAGACCAAAAAACUCCACACCUCCAGGAUCUACAUCUUCCAGCUUCUACCUGUGCUCCUUGGCAUCACACUGUCAUGGCUGAUCUGUUACAUCUUCACCAUCACUAAUGUCCUGCCCUCAGAGCCGGAGCAGUACGGCUACCUGGCUCGCACAGACCUGAAGGGGGAUGUCAUAGGCCAGACCCCCUGGUUCAGAUUCCCAUAUCCAGGUCAGUGGGGUUUGCCAACUGUGAGCCUGGCGGGAGUGGUCGGGAUCUUGGCUGGGGUGUUAUCCUCCAUGAUAGAGUCGGUGGGGGACUACCAUGCCUGUGCCAGGCUAUCAGGGGCCCCUCCACCCCCUAAGCAUGCAAUCAACAGAGGCAUUGGCAUUGAGGGGAUUGGCUGUCUGCUGGCUGGGGCCUGGGGCACGGGCAACGGAACCACCUCCUAUAGUGAGAAUGUGGGUGCACUGGGCAUCACCAAGGUGGGCAGUCGCAUGGUGAUUGUUGCUGGUGGGGUAUUGAUGAUCAUCAUGGGACUUUUCUGUAAAAUUGGAGCCAUUUUCACCACCAUCCCCACACCUGUGAUUGGAGGAAUGUUCUUGGUCAUGUUUGGGGUCAUUUCUGCAGCUGGAGUUUCAAAUCUGCAGUAUGCAGACAUGAACUCCUCCCGGAACGUGUUUAUCUUUGGAUUUUCCAUGUUUUCCGGGCUUGUCAUUCCAAACUGGAUAUUCAAGAACCCGGAUGCCAUAGCAACAGGUGUGGUCGAGCUGGACCAACUGCUGCAGGUGCUUCUAACAACCAGCAUGUUUAUUGGAGGCUUCUUUGGGGUCUUCCUUGACAACACCAUUCCAGGCACCCUGCGGGAGCGGGGCAUCAUUGACUGGAACAAGAUCCCCCUUGAUGACUCCAGCAACACUUUGGAGAGCAGUGAGGUGUACAACCUUCCAUUUGGAAUUAGCUCUUGUCUCUCCUCCUUCUCCUGGGUUCGAUAUGUGCCGUUCCUCCCUCCAAAUCCACCAAGCUCACAGGACGAGGCCAAGGUGGACUCUUUGGCGACCAAGCAGCAGCCUGUGAAGCCAGAGCUUAUCAGAUCAGUGGCCCUAUGAACACUGUGCAGGACCAGACACGGGCUAAAACAACAACAAUACGAGAGGCAGCUCUCGUGACAUGGUCCUCCCGUUCUGUUCUAUUUUGUCUAAUAUUUUAUACUCAUAUCUUGUAAAGAUUUGAUUAUGCAUUUUCUAAAUGAACUUUUGGCAGGAUCAUUUUGGCAUUUGUGUGUGUAAAUACAUUUUUGUUGUGAUGCAUCUUUUUUUUACAGUAAAGUAUAUAUAUACAUUAAAUAUAUAUAUAUAUAUAUAUUUUAAUGGAACUUGUAUUUUACUGAUAACACACUAUAGGAACCAUAUAAUAAUUUGACAAAAAUCCCUUUUUAAAGAUAAAAAAAUAUAUACAGAUUUUUUCAGAACUACAUUUCAAGUGUGUUCAGAGUAGCACUAGUAAUAAACCUUUCCAAGAGUUUUAAAUAAUAACAAAAAUCGAAAAACUGAAAUAUGAUUAAAAUGUAUCUCAAACUGUAAUUUUGAUUCUGUGAUACGAUAGUACAAGGGUAGCCAAUGAAAUCAUUCUUGACACUACCUAUAAUGAUUAAUAGAAAAGUUUUGAGAAAUGGAGACCAAUGGAGCCCUGGAAAUGAAGACAACAAUAAGUAUCAGUAUAGUAUCAAUCCCACAACAUAGAGCUAUCAUUUAUCUGUGAGUUUUUUCCUCAGCUGUCACUGUCAGGUCCUGCUUGAUGGCUCUGUACAAGCUGAGAAAGAACUCUGCCAGUGGUCAACACAGUGCACUCAAAGUCCUCCAGGCGCAGGUGGCCCAUGUGAUUGGAAAGAUCAGAGGUCCGGAGACAGAUAUCUAAGGAAAAAUGUCUCACCUCAAAGAGUAAAUUUACAUCCUCUAUAGCGUUCUGAAAGGUGGGGUUCACCAUUGAUGCCAUCUCUCUCUUCACUCUAACAGCUGAUGGGUAAAGGGCUGAAUGAGGGACAGAGAGAAAGAAUGUUAACUAUUUUCUCUCUAAGUCUUGCCAAAGGUUUCAUCAUGUGAUGUGCUGCAGACCAUGUGGCUUGAACCAUAUUUAUUGCAUAUUAAGAUUUGUCUAGAAAAGGCUAAUAACAUACAGCGUAUGUCAUACUCUAUACAUGGUUUAUAAACAUAGUGUGUUAUUCUCACAGGGGAAAUACAAAGAAAUGGGUUGCUUUGUGUCACACUCCAAUUCAAAGAGUUGCCAAAUUGAAUGUGGUUUCACCUCUUAGCCCUAUUAGUAAUACCUCAGUCUAUGUGAGGAUGUGAAAUUCUUUCUAUAUGAGUGAAUCUCGUGAAAUGUUAUUCAUGUAAAGGGGGAGAAGGUGGUUGUCUUUUUGCUGUUUGAAUAAAAGUCAGCCAUUUCCAAA
Messenger RNA from Salvelinus namaycush (lake trout), 3489 nucleotides. Its product is annotated as Xan_ur_permease domain-containing protein. The coding region runs from base 311 to 2149 and encodes 612 amino acids. The transcript is spliced from 13 exons. NCBI's taxonomy places the organism in Eukaryota, Metazoa, Chordata, Actinopteri, Salmoniformes, Salmonidae. The record is from RefSeq and is a predicted model, not a curated record. Gene Ontology annotation, biological process: transmembrane transport. Gene Ontology annotation, cellular component: membrane. Gene Ontology annotation, molecular function: transmembrane transporter activity.